Molecule: messenger RNA, 2942 nt
Organism: Nymphaea colorata (pocket water lily)
Lineage: Eukaryota; Viridiplantae; Streptophyta; Magnoliopsida; Nymphaeales; Nymphaeaceae
Product: protein ALTERED SEED GERMINATION 2
Exons: 20
Coding region: 264-2531 (755 amino acids)
Biological process (GO): negative regulation of fatty acid biosynthetic process
Cellular component (GO): cytoplasm; Cul4-RING E3 ubiquitin ligase complex
Molecular function (GO): protein binding
Source: RefSeq, a predicted model, not a curated record
CGCAAGGGUGGUGUACGCACAAACGAAAACCCCCGCGAUUAAGCGACACUACCACCCGAGCUGCUCCGCAUUAAAAAAAGGGACACAUGAGAGAGAGAGCGCGAGCAGAGAGAGAUAUGGCGGUGGCGGGGAGGAGGUCCCUUAGCAUUCUUACGGCACAUUUUUUUGUUCUCUGCCUGUAACAUUUUUAUGUGUCACGUGAUCGGAGAUUGGGGUCUCUGCGGAGGACUGCAUAAUCGUCCGUCUUGGGGUUUGCUGAUAUCAUGGACUUCGCUUUCCCCGACUGCAACGUCUCCGAUCUGCUAGCCAGUCGGAAUAUCGACCCUGGACAGGAUGUAACACGCAAAUUGCAGAUUCACUCUUCUCUCGUGCGAAGGCUGUCCCUGGAACAAGAACUAGAGGGUCAUCAAGGUUGUGUGAAUGCGUUGGCCUGGAACUCAAAUGGCUCACUUCUGAUAUCUGGCUCAGAUGAUGCACGGGUAAAUAUUUGGAGCUAUGCAAGUAAGUCUCUUGUAUGCAGUAUUGGGACAGGUCACUCAGCAAACAUAUUCUGCACAAAAUUUGUUCCAGCAACGUGUGAUGAACUUGUUGUGUCUGGAGCUGGAGAUGCGGAGGUUCGUCUGUUUCGUGUGUCUCGCUUAAGUGGAAGCAGUCUAAACACUUGUGAACCGUCAGCACUAUUUCGUUGUCACUCAAGGAGGGUGAAAAAGUUAGCUGUUGAAGAUGGAAACCCUAAUGUAGUGUGGAGUGCCAGUGAAGACGGCACAUUGAGACAGCAUGAUUUUCGAGAAGGUGUUUCUUGUCCACCAGCUGGAUCUUCUCAUCAGGAAUGCCGUAAUAUUCUGCUUGACCUUCGUUCAGGUGCAAAACGCUCUCUGGCUGACAACCCUAGACACUGCCUAGGUUUAAAGUCUUGUGAUAUUAGUCCCACUCGACCACAUCAACUUCUCAUUGGUGGAAGUGAUGCAUUUGGUCGUCUUUACGACAGGAGGAUGCUUCCACCAUUGAGUUCUUCUGAAAAGCGGCUGAAACCACCUCCUUGUGUGAAUUAUUUCUGUCCUGUUCAUCUUUCUGAUCAUGGGCGGCCAAGUUUGCAUCUCACUCAUGUUACUUUUAGUCCAAAUGGAGAAGAAGUACUUCUUAGCUACAGUGGUGAACACGUUUACCUAAUGGAUGUAAACCCUGGUGGUGACUGCGACAUGAGAUAUAGAGCUACAGAUGUUUCAAAGCAGAUGAUAUUCGAUUCAGUCUCCAAUGUGGAUAAAGCACAUAUCCCUGCAGCGCAAACCAUGCCUUGUGAGACCAAGAAGAGUUGGGAGACUUCUAGUAUGGCUCAUAAAUGCGACAAAUUACUUCAAUAUGCUAGAAAAUGCUUGGAGGAGGAGUCUGAUUAUCUUUAUGCAAUUGAAGCAUGUUCAGAAGUAUUGGAUGGUAAAGGCUAUUAUGUAGAAGAUGCUCUGAGGCAUGAGUUUUUGUGUACUCGAGCAGCAUUGCUUCUCAAGAGGCAGUGGAAGAACGAUGUUCAUAUGGCCAUAAGGGAUUGCAAGAAGGCGUGGGCUAUUAAUACUUCAUCAUUGAACGCGCACUGCCAUAUGGCUGAAGCUCUUUCUCAGCUAGGAAAAUAUAAAGAUGCUCUGGAGUAUGCAACAGUUGCUCAAUCACUGGCUCCGUCAAAUGCUAAAGUGAACAAACUAGUUGGCAUCUUAAGAGAAAAUAUUUCUGCAGCUGAAUCUGAAAAAAGUAGCAAGGAGUUGGAUGAAAAGAAGCCGGAGGAGCGAAGAGCUAGAUCCUUAAGUGAAUUGCUUUAUCGGUCAGAAGUUGAGACUAGUGACACAUCACAAGAUGCGCCAAGUUUUGAGAGAGAAGAUUCUGAUUAUGAUGAUGAAAUGGAAUUGGAUUUUGAGACAUCCAUAUCAGGUGAUGAAGGUCGUGACAUUGAAUCAGGCAUUCUGCGUGGAAGCUUAAACCUAAGAUUUCAUCGAAGAGGUGAUUCAGAAAAAUAUAAUAAUUUGACAAAUGGUUCAUGUGGAUCAUCAUCAUCUCAAAAUGAAAGCAGAUUUCAGCCAGAAGACGUGAUUGAUAUGAAACAGAGAUAUGUUGGCCAUUGCAAUGUUGGAACAGAUAUAAAACAGGCCAGCUUUCUUGGUUGCAAAGGUGAAUAUGUGGCUAGUGGGAGUGAUGAUGGAAGAUGGUUUAUUUGGGAAAAAAGGACAGGGCGACUUAUAAAAAUGCUGGCUGGUGAUGAAAAUGUUGUUAAUUGUGUUCAAUGCCAUCCAUUUGAUUGUGCUAUUGCAACUAGUGGAAUUGACAACACAAUCAAAUUGUGGACACCUCGUGCUCAGAUGCCGUCAGUGGUGGCAGGGGGAACAGCUGGUCCUGAAACUGCUGAUGUAUCAAGUGCUAUGGAAAGCAAUCAGCACAAAAUGUCUCGCAGUCGUGAACCUAUCUCGCCUUUUGAAAUUCUGGAGCGGUUCAGGAUGCAUGAUUUUACUGAAGGGACUAUACAUCCUUUUGAGUGUUCACAGAGCUAGGGUGGAUGCAUUGUUGCAGCUUUGCAUGUUGUUGGCAAUGAUUUUGUCUCAGUGGUUCGUGGAUCCUGCAUAUUCGCAACAAUCCACAUAAUUCACAAUCUUUUGUUGCCGCGUAAGAGAAACUGCAGCUGCUGUCUAUUCAAUCUCAUGGAGGAUCGAGCAAAUUGCAAAUACAAUGGACAAGGUGGUCCAUAACUCCUCCAGUUUCUGCUGAACAUCAUUUCUGGGUUUCAUGUCGGUCGAGGCGGACGUUAGGAACUUGUCACCGGAUCCUUGUGCAUAAUUUCACAUUUGUCUAUAAAAAUCAAUAAGCGGUCUCAAGUAUGUUCUAUUUAUCUUAUACGAAGUUAAAGUGUGUAACUUUUUGUAGUUUCAAUGUAUACACCCAAUGUGCAGGCAAACCUUUAUCUC